GAUUUGUGGUACGCCUGGAUGUGAGCGAUUUCGACAUUUCGAUGGGGAGAAUGUGAGGGAUACGUGUGAGGAGCACUUGGCAACCCGCUGCCGCAGAGCAGGCUGCGACGCCCGCGUCAUCGAAGGAGGCGCCCUCUGCGUAGACCACACCUGCAUCUACCGCAGCUGCCAGAACGAGCGUUCGGCCCUCGGCCACUUCUGUGCGGACCACAACUGCUCUGCUCCCGGGUGCCAGCAGCUCCGCGCGACCGUCGUCCUCUCGCAGACGAUGAUGAUACUCGGUGGUCUUAACCUCAACCUGCCGCUGUCGCCGUACUGCCGGGCCCAUGUGUGCGGCCAGGAAGGGUGCGCGGAGCCGGCUGCUGCUAAUGGGGGUUCGCGGUAUUGUCUGGCGCAUGCGAGAUGUCGGAGGCCUGGGUGUAUGAAUGGGGUUGAGGUUAGG
Molecule: messenger RNA, 442 nt
Organism: Colletotrichum godetiae
Lineage: Eukaryota; Fungi; Ascomycota; Sordariomycetes; Glomerellales; Glomerellaceae
Exons: 2
Source: RefSeq, a predicted model, not a curated record